Messenger RNA from Mya arenaria, 3037 nucleotides. Its product is annotated as fibropellin-1-like. Gene Ontology annotation, molecular function: calcium ion binding. Gene Ontology annotation, cellular component: protein-containing complex; plasma membrane. Gene Ontology annotation, biological process: heterophilic cell-cell adhesion; establishment or maintenance of epithelial cell apical/basal polarity. Bases 91 to 2727 code for a protein of 878 amino acids. The transcript has 21 exons. NCBI's taxonomy places the organism in Eukaryota, Metazoa, Mollusca, Bivalvia, Myida, Myidae. The record is from RefSeq and is a predicted model, not a curated record.
GCAAACGAAAAUGUUGUGCGUUUAACAUUGUUUUUGAUAAUUGUAUUGUCUUUACUUCAGCUGUGUUUGGAUAUUUAGAAAGUCCACAGCAUGUUUUGGUCUGAAAGGUUAAUACUUCGAAUACUGGUUUGGGGGACCAUUUUGAUGAAAUUUAAAGUGUAUUCAUACGAGUGCCUUAACUGUCCGAUGACGAGAACAACUACUCAAUGUAACCAGACAACAACCUGCCCACCCUCAGAUGAAUGCUAUGCAAGGUACACUGACCAGCCCGAUGGCGCAUUGUUCCACGAAUUCGGAUGCAAAGACAGCAGACUCUGUGUACCACCAAAGGGAGGCAACUCUGGUACAACUGCGUUGAUAGGAAAGCGAUUAAAUGAAAGCGGGUCACAUAAGGUGCGUGCAUCAGGAGUACACGUUCUUUGUGACGAAUGCUGUAAGGGAGAUAACUGCAACCAGGGGACACUACUGUGUUACCAACUUCACCCCUGCAAUCCGGAUCCCUGCAUGCAUGGGUCGUGUUAUCCGGAACCUAACGGGCAGUACCGGUGUGUCUGUUACACGGGAUGGACUGGUAUUGACUGUGAUGAUAACGACUCCUGCAUUCCGGAUCCUUGCGCGCAUGGUUCUUGUUUUAGUGGACCUAACGGGCAGUACCGAUGUGUCUGUCAGCCGGGAUGGAAUGGUACUGACUGUCAAAUCGCUGCUUCAACUACGAGUGCUCCCGAUCCUUGUUUGUCAAACCCAUGUCCCCAGGGAACGUGCGCGAGACAUGGCACGAAUUUCACGUGCACCGCGUGUCAAAGCGGUUAUACAGGUCCGAACUGCAACCAAGUUGUUACGUCGUCGGAUCCCUGUACGCCAAGUCCAUGUAUGCACGGGUCAUGUUUUUCAAGUGGUAGCACUUUCUUUUGCCAAUGUUCGCAGGGAUACACGGGAAAAACGUGUAAUACAGCUGCAACAACCCCGGCCCCCUGCUCCUCAACCCCUUGUAUCCAUGGCUCGUGCACGAACCAGGGCAGCAGUUACACGUGCACUUGUACAAAUGGAUGGGCGGGGACAAAUUGUGACCAAGUUUCAGUGUCAGACCCAUGCCAGCCAAAUCCAUGUAUACACGGCACGUGUUUCGGCAGUGGUGCAAACUUUCUCUGUCAGUGUACACAAGGAUACAUGGGGAAAACGUGUAGCGCAAGUACAGAUCCCUGUAGUAAUAACCCCUGUGUUAACGGCGUUUGUUUUCAUCACAACAACGAUUUUGUAUGUCAGUGCCCAACAGGCUAUAUUGGGAAGACCUGCAGUCAAAGGGCUGACGAAUGCAGCAGCAGCCCGUGUGUCCAUGGGCAAUGCUAUUCCAGCGGAAGCAGUCACAUCUGCCAGUGUGACCCGAACUAUACCGGAGCAAACUGUGACCAACAUACAGACCAAUGUACCAGCCACCCUUGUGUCCACGGCACGUGUUUUGCGAGCACCUCUGGUCACGUGUGCACGUGCCAGACAGGAUAUACGGGACUGAAUUGUGACACGCCUAUUGGUCCAUGUGAUUCUAGUCCAUGUCGACAGGGAUCUUGCCUAAGUCACGGCCAUGAUUAUGUCUGCCAGUGUCAAUCAGGAUGGACUGGAAAAGAUUGUGACGUAAACAUGUCUGCAGAUCCCUGCUAUUCGAAUCCCUGUGUGCAUGGAUCGUGUUUCAGUAGCGCGUCUGGCUACAUGUGUCAGUGUCCAGCUGGAUUUACCGGACAGAACUGUGACCAACCUGACGAUCCAUGCACACCGGAUCCAUGUAGCGGCCAUGGUAACUGUGCUCGGGCAUCGGGAGGCAGUGGAUACGUAUGCACGUGUUUCUAUGGAUACACUGGAGUAACCUGUGCCACAGCUUCCGGCGGCUUUAUUAUAAACCCAGGAGACUGCGUUGUAAGUCCGUGGGGACAGUGGUCGGUGGUCUCAGGUUUUGGAACACAGGACCGGCAGAGGAUUGUGAUAACAUCGCCAUCGUCAGGAGGCAAACCGUGCCCGUCAUUAUCGGAGAUUAGACACACCACCACGUCCCCAUCAGUCCCUGUUACCGCCACCAACAUGGUGUCCGGCUUUGUAACUCCGUCGGGAACCGGCUCAACGGGUUAUGGACAACUACGGGACCUUUUGAUCAUUCUUGACUCUUCUACCAGCAUCGGUGUUAAAAACUUUACCGAUGCUAAAACACAACUUAGCCGACUCGUCGCACUGUUUUGCCCUAGUCCUGAUCCAUUCGCUGGAGAUCACCAAAAGGCAGCUUUACUCGUGUACAACUCUCGCGUGUAUGAAAUAUUUGAUUUUAAUGAUCUACACAACACAAAAGAGGUGCAGGCAAAGAUUCUGAGUGUCACCUUCACAGACGGUAUAACCUUGACAGAAGCAGCCUUCGAGUAUGCAAGAACUCAUAUGCUCAGUCGGAAUAAAGGAAUGCGCUUCCGUGCCGACGUCAAACAAGAGGUUCUACUAAUCACUGACGGCGAGUCAAACCACCCGGCAGAUACGAUCAAAGCGGCAAAAGAGUUGCAACAAUACGCCACGGUCUACGCUCUUGCCAUUGGUAGCAUCAGUCCAGAGGGACAGAAGGAGAUUUCCGGCAGUGUUUCCACUCCUCCGAGUGUCCAUCUGUUCAGCAUCCCAGGCUUUGGUGACCUUAAAACACUCGUCGAUGAAAUUGCAAGGCAGGUUCACCAAGCCCAGUGCGCUCGAUUUGAGUAUUGAUCGAUUUUGAUUUUAGUAUGGAUCGAUUUUGAUUUGAGUAUUGAUCGGAUUUGAUUUUAGUAUGGAUCGAUUUUGAUUUGAGUAUUGAUCGAUUUUGAUUUUAGUAUGGAUCGAUUUUGAUUUUAGUAUUGAUCGGUUUUAAUUUUAGUAUGGAUCGAUUUUGAUUUGAGUAUUGAUCGAUUUUGAUUUUAGUAUGGAUCGAUUUUGAUUUUAGUAUUGAUCGGUUUUGAUUUUAAUAUUGAUCGUAUUGGUUUGUCGUCUGGAUUGCAUCUCAAUGAAAGUGCACUUAAUAAAUGAACAUGUUCGGUUA